Linderina pennispora is the source of this 1091-nucleotide messenger RNA. RefSeq lists its product as uncharacterized. The transcript is spliced from 2 exons. Lineage: Eukaryota; Fungi; Kickxellomycota; Kickxellomycetes; Kickxellales; Kickxellaceae. The coding region runs from base 183 to 1010 and encodes 275 amino acids. The record is from RefSeq and is a predicted model, not a curated record.
CAUGCGGUGGAAGGUGGUACAUCGUCGGUAUUUCUGUCGGCAUCAGGGAUUACGCGCUUGGCAGACUACGGACCGCAAGCAGUUUAUGAGCGACCUGUGCCAGAGUAUCAGCAAGUGUAUGAGCGACUUUGAUCCAGACAUGAGCAUGACCUACGCGUUUGUGGGCGUUGACCGACCAGAAGAUGAUCGACUUUCAUCACGACUGCAGUGUAAGCCCUGAAGCGAUCGAGCACGGGCUGGCUGAUCUCCAGCAUGAGGUUGACGACUGGGAGAUGGUGGAGCAGAAGAUCCUGCGCGGCUCAACCCUUCCAUUCAUCCUAUCGUUGCACUUUGAGAGCCUGCAUGGAACACCGACAAACGGGCAUUUCUGUAUUGUCGACUUGAACUUUGUUGACUGGUCGCCACUGGAAAUACCCCGUGCAAAUGAGCAGCCGAGCGACCCGAUGUCAUCAUUGCGCCUUCAGCAAUCAACACGGCCGCUCACCAACCUGAUCCACCUGUUAGCCAACGGUACAAUCCUUACAGGUGCUACAGUCCAGAGCAACCCGCUUGUGGAUUUGACCGGCGAAUUUUUGUACGGCGAGAGCAAGACAGCGUUUGCGAUGUAUGUGAGUUCAGACGAGUCGCCCAACGGCAGUCUAGAGUCGACCAUUGAAUUGAUCGCAUCGUUGCGGCGUCUCAAGAGCCGCGAGAUCAUCCGACCUGUGGAUCGCCGCGUACUGUUCUUUUACGAAAAGGCAAAGUACUACCAGUCGGAGAAAUAUCGGUUCCAGGAUGAGCUCGCCGACACACAGGAUGAGAAGGAGGCUCUGGAAAAGGACCUGGAUGAUAUCCAGCGUGAUUACAGCGACGAGAGGGAAGCGCUGGUAAAGGAAGUUUCCCAUUGGCAGGAGCGCAGCAGGACACUGGAGGAAACGCUCGACCAGUUGCGGUCUGAGAACGAGGGAAUGGAGGCAGAUGCACGGUGGGAGAACGCAAAGCUGGUCACAGAGAAGCUGGCGCUGCGCUGACGAGAUCAGGCGGCGCGAGAUCGAACUGACACUGAGCGAGGACGAAAAGUCCCGGCUGCUGGACCUCACCUGAGGCGCUGC